UUCAAGAUACUGGUCAUCUUUGUUCCAUGUUAGGGUAGAUUUGGGGUCCAGUUUGGAAGUGACUUUUUCCCUAAAUUUUGCAACAAACCAGAUUUACCUAAUCAAUAUUGAGAGCUUACUAUGUGUGAGGCAGCUGGGAAUACAAGGGAACAGUGAGAGAAAAAAAAAAGGACAACUCUCUUAUAGAGUUGUAGAGUUCACAUUCUAGUCAGUGGGGCUUGGGGAAAGACAGAAUAACCAGAAUACACCAAUGCUAGAAGAUGCUAAGGGCAGAAAAGAAAACCAAAGCAAAGAGUGGCGAGAGUGACUGCCAGGCAGGGCACCCUGAGACAGUGAACAAGUGAAGAGCUGCAGGAGGGGAGGCAGCCCCAUGUGUAUUGGGCAGCAGCAGAUGCAGAGGACGGGAGAUGGCCUUGUGUCUGCUCUAGGAGGUGAGUGUGAGACAGGAGAGCAAGGAAGGCUGAUGGCAACAAGGAGCAACCUUAGCCCUAUGCCCAUGGGCACGGCCCAGGGUGACCCUGGAGAGACAGGAACAUUGCCAGGCUCUGAUGCUGGCAUCCGGGAUGCAGGUUUGGCCACUCAGUUAAAGGUGAAGCCCAAGAAGGUGCGCAAGAUCAAGGCACUCAUCAUUGACCUGGGCUCCCAGUACUGUAAGUGUGGCUAUGCGGGGGAGCCGAGGCCCACCUACUUCAUCUCCUCCACAGUGGGCAAGCGCUCCGCUGAGGCUGCCGACUCCGGUGAUACUCGCAAGGAGACCUUUGUGGGCCACGAGCUGCUUCACAUGGAGGCGCCCCUGAAGCUGAUGAACCCGCUGAAAUACGGUGCUGUGGUGGACUGGGACUGUGUCCAGAGCAUCUGGGAGUACAUCUUCCACACGGCCAUGAAGAUCCUUCCCGAGGAGCACGCGGUGCUGGUCUCCGACCCCCCGCUCAGCCCCAGCAGCAACCGGGAGAAGUAUGCAGAGCUCAUGUUUGAGACCUUUGGAAUCCCUGCCAUGCACGUGACAUCCCAGUCUCUGCUGUCCAUCUACUCCUACGGCAAGACCUCGGGGCUGGUGGUGGAGAGUGGGCACGGCGUGUCCCACGUGGUGCCCAUCUCGGAGGGCGACGUGCUGCCUGGCCUGACCAGCCGCGCUGACUAUGCGGGGGGUGACCUCACCAACUACCUGCUGCAGCUGCUCAACGAGGCCGGCCACAGGUUCACGGACGACCACCUGCACAUCAUCGAGCACAUCAAGAAGAAGUGCUGCUACUCAGCUCUCAUGCCCGAGGAGGAGAUCGGCCUGUGCUUGGAGGACCUGCGUGUGGACUACAAGCUCCCGGAUGGCAAACUCAUCACCAUCGGCCAAGAGCGCUUCCAGUGCGCCGAGAUGCUCUUCAAACCAGUCCUGGUGGGCAGCAGCGAGCCUGGCCUCCCUGCACUCACAGCCGCCUGCCUGGACCGCUGCGAGGAGGCGGGCUUCCGGGAGGAGAUGGCCACCAACGUGCUGCUGUGUGGCGGCUGCACCAUGCUGGAUGGCUUCCCCCAGCGCUUCCAGAGGGAGCUGAGCCUUCUCUGCCCUCGGGACAACCUUGCAGUGUCCGCCGCCCCUGAGAGGAAGACCUCCGUGUGGACCGGUGGCUCCAUCCUGGCCUCCCUGCAAGCCUUCCAGCAGCUCUGGGUCAGCAAGGAAGAAUUUGAGGAGCGGGGCAGCGCAGCCAUCUACAGCAAGUGCUGAGGGGCCUUGAGAGCAAGGCCUUGUGGGCAGGUCACCACAGGCCACUAUACACAUUUACAGAAUUUUCCAUAAAGCUUUAACCUGUGAUGG
Messenger RNA from Talpa occidentalis (Iberian mole), 1807 nucleotides. RefSeq names its product actin like 7B (gene ACTL7B). Bases 371 to 1717 code for a protein of 448 amino acids. Gene Ontology annotation, cellular component: nucleus; cytoplasm. The record is from RefSeq and is a predicted model, not a curated record. NCBI's taxonomy places the organism in Eukaryota, Metazoa, Chordata, Mammalia, Eulipotyphla, Talpidae. The transcript has 2 exons.